This is a messenger RNA of Egretta garzetta (little egret), 1569 nucleotides long. Its product is annotated as mucin-5B-like. The record is from RefSeq and is a predicted model, not a curated record. The coding region runs from base 1 to 1461 and encodes 486 amino acids. The transcript is spliced from 2 exons. NCBI's taxonomy places the organism in Eukaryota, Metazoa, Chordata, Aves, Pelecaniformes, Ardeidae.
AUGCGGGACUUCCAUUUCCUCCUUCUAAUUACAGAAAUGACAACUGCAACAUCUCAGACAACUGUAUGUGUGAAGAACGUAUGUGCGUGGUCAGAAUGCACAGCCAGCACCGCCAAGACCACCGCCCCUCUACCACAAGGAACGACCACCAUCACACCCACACCAACAGUGCCCACCUCAGCAGCCACCACCGCUGCCAGCACCUCCAAGACCACCUACAGCUGCCAGCCACGUUGUGCCUGGACCAAGUGGUUUGACUUGGAUUCCCCUACGCCUGGUAGCCAAAAUGGAGACAUAGAGACGUUUGCAAAAAUCCGAGCCGCUGGGAAUGCUCUGUGUGACAAGCCAGAGGACAUUGAGUGCCGUGCUAAAGAUUAUCCUGCCAGGACUCGGGAACAACUGGGACAGCAAUUUGAGUGCAGCCUGGACACCGGGCUUGUCUGCAGAAAUAGGGAUCAGAUCAAAAAAUACCCCAUGUGCUUUGACUACGAGAUCAAGGUGCUGUGCUGUGACCGUCAACACUGCCAGACAACACCAGCACUGCCAAGCACCACUGCAGGCUCCUCCACCACAGCCUCUCCUGCAGAAACCUCCACCACAGCAACCCAAACUCCAGCACCACCCACUGCUGCCUCCACCCUCCCCCAGUCGUCACGGACAACCACCACUGGCACCACGGUUGUCCCCAGUACCACGGCUCCACCAACGCAAGGCACAACCAUCAUCACCACCACCAGCACAGCCAGCACCGCCAAGACCACCGCCCCUCUACCACAAGGAACGACCACCAUCACACCCACACCAAUAGUGCCCACCUCAGCCAGGAGCACUGCCAGGACCACUGAAGAAAGCACCAUAAGGUCCACAGCCACGUCUGCUCCAGCAGAAACCUCCACUGUGACAACACGGGCUGCAACAUCAACCUCUGCUGCCUUCACCCUGCCCCAGACAGCAACGACAACCACCACUGGCACAAUGGUUGUCCCCAGUACCACAGCCCCGUCACCACAAGGCACAACCAUCAUCACACCCACUAGCAGGCCCAGCACCACCAGGACCUCUCCCCCUCUGAUAGAAGGCACAACCAUCAUCACACCAACAGUGCCCACCUCAGCCAGGAGCACUGCCAGUACCACUGAAGAAAGCACCACAAAGUCCACAGCCACAUCUGCUCCAGCAGAAACCUCUGCUGUGACAACACAGGCUCCAAGAUCGCCCACUACUGCCUCCACCCAGUCUAGCACCAGAGGCAGUACAGAGUUUUUUCCCACAUCUGUUUCUUCUACUGGACAAAGUACUGUCACCACUAUUUUUCCCACAAGUUUGUCUACCACAAGCAGCCCAGGUAUGUCAUUGUUUACCUCUGGAAAAGUUAGAAACAGGUAUUUCAGUAGAACUAUGUUGGUAUCAUUGUGUACUGUGACUUCUUCCACUGUCAUCCCUAUUUCUUCCAACAUAUAAACCACCUUUUUGCUCUACCUGUCCCUCUGCUACUAGUAUCUGUGUUAGACAAGUGUGUGAGUGUACCCCGUAGCUUGAUAUUACUUAUCCUGUGCUCAGUGGAGAUGG